Ailuropoda melanoleuca (giant panda) is the source of this 1263-nucleotide messenger RNA. It is a transcript of the gene EBNA1BP2, whose product is annotated as EBNA1 binding protein 2. The transcript has 9 exons. Gene Ontology annotation, cellular component: preribosome, large subunit precursor; nuclear periphery; nucleolus. The record is from RefSeq and is a predicted model, not a curated record. Gene Ontology annotation, biological process: rRNA processing; ribosomal large subunit biogenesis. The coding region runs from base 166 to 1083 and encodes 305 amino acids. Lineage: Eukaryota; Metazoa; Chordata; Mammalia; Carnivora; Ursidae.
AAGUUCAGCCGCGGCAGAGAGCGGUCGGUGCUGGUGGUGCUCGGGUCCACGUGGGCCGCGGUGUGAGCGCAAGGGCGGCGGGCAGGAAAGGCGCCCCUUCCCGCCGCGCGGGCCUGGGGCCACCCGGCACCGUCGACUAGAGUGGACGCGCGCGCUCGCUGCGACAUGGACACUCCCCCCCUGUCAGGUUCGGACUCGGAUUCUGAUGAUUCUCUGGUCACAGACCGAGAGUUGCAGGAUGCGUUUUCCCGAGGACUCCUGAAGCCAGGCCUCAAUGUCGUGCUAGAGGGGCCGAAGAAGGCUGUGAACGACGUGAGUGGCCUGAAGCAGUGUUUGGCUGAAUUCAAGCGGGAUCUGGAAUGGGUUGAAAGGCUUGAUGUGACCCUGGGACCCGUGCCGGAAGUCAGUGGACCCCAGUCAACACCUCAGAACAAGGAUCAGAAAGCUGUUGAUCCAGAAGAUGACUUCCAGCGCGAGAUGAACUUCUACCGGCAGGCCCAGGCUGCGGUGCUGGCGGUAUUACCCCGCCUUCAUCAGCUCAAAGUCCCUACCAAGAGGCCCACUGACUAUUUUGCAGAGAUGGCCAAGUCUGAUCAGCAGAUGCAGAAGAUUCGACAGAAGCUGCAGGCUAAGCAGACGGCCAUGGAGAAGUCUGAAAAGGCGAAGCAACUGCGAGCACUUAGGAAAUACGGGAAGAAGGUGCAAACAGAGGUUCUUCAGAAGAGGCAGCGAGAGAAGACACAUAUGAUGAAUGCCGUUAAGAAAUAUCAGAAAGGCUUUUCUGAUAAACUGGAUUUCCUUGAGGGGGAUCAGAAACCUGUUGCACGGAGAACGAAGGAAGGAGCAAAAGGCCAGCAGAUGAAGAAGGGGCCCAAUGCUAAGCGGCGCUAUAAAAACCAGAAGUUUGGUUUUGGUGGAAAGAAGAAGGGCUCCAAGUGGAACACGCGUGAGAGCUACGAUGAUGUAUCCAGCUUCCGGGCGAAGACGGCUCAUGGCAAGGGCCUCAAGAGGCCUGGAAAGAAAGGAUCAAAUAAGAGACCUGGCAAACGCACGAGAGAGAAAAUGAAGAGCAGAACACACUAAGCAGCACCUUCGUAUAUGAAGAACCAAGGAAAAGGGUUGCGGACGUGGGACUUCACCAUACAGUUGGAUGUCUUCUGUUGGUUUCUUUUUGUAAAAAGUUCUUUAAUAAACUAAAAAAUUUUCAAAGAAACAUAAUGUUGCUUAAAAACUCAAGAAUAAAAGAUGGAGAAGUUACUUUUA